ACACACUUGAUGGGAGGAGCUGAAGAACAGAUCCAGAAUAUCAGUAUGAACUGAUGAAGGAAGAAGACACAGACACACAGGAAUUAAGAGAGAAACAGACACAACUAGAAAAUGGAGCAAAAAACAUUUAUCACUCUUAUUCUCUCAGCUGUCUUCAGUUCAUCUGCAUGUGUUCCACGUCAGUAUCACUUUGUGAAUCAGAAACUGACCUGGACUGAAGCUCAGAGAAACUGCAGAGAGGAUUACACAGAUCUGGCCACCAUCGACAAUAUGAAUGACAUAGAAGAGCUGCUGAAGAGUGUGAAUGAUGAUCAGAUUCAGUAUGUCUGGAUUGGACUGCAGAAGACAGACAGUGAUAAAUGGAAAUGGUCUCUGGGUGACCCUGCGUUCUACACAGGAAAUAAUUCUCAAUAUCGUAACUGGGCACUGGGACAACCGAAUGAUAAUGUUGACUGUAGUAACAUGAAUCCUGGACAAUGGAAUGAUUAUUCUUGUGCUAACAUCUUACAGUUCAUAUGUUACAAUGACAGCAGUAAAGGAUACAUCCCUGAACAACAGAAAAUGACCUGGAGAGAUGCUCAGAGUUACUGCAGAAAGUAUCACACAGAUCUGGUCAGUGUGAGGAACCAGACUGAGAAUCAACAGAUUGAGAAGAUAAGGAUUAAUGCAUUCGGUGCAUCUGGAGUCUGGAUCGGUCUGUUCAGAGACACAUGGGAGUGGUCAGAUCAGAGUGACUCCUCAUUCAGAAACUGGAGGCCAAACAUACCUGAUAAUGUUGGGGGGAAUGAAAACUGUGCAGUGGUUGGGGUCAAGACAGACCGUGGACAAUGGGAAGACUGGAAGUGUGAUAUAAAAACUCAGUUUGUCUGUCAUGACGAUAAACUGGUUUUGGUUCAACAGAAUCUUAGUUGGACAGAAGCUCUGAAAUACUGCCAAGAGAAUCAUGUGGAUCUGGUGUCAGUUAACUCUGAACAGAUUCAGUAUCGUGUGAUGAAUGUGGCUAGAAAAGCCUCCACUGCUGAAGUGUGGUUGGGUCUACGUCACUCCUGCACUCUGGGCAUCUGGUUUUGGGUGAAUGGAGAGAUCUUGUGUUAUCAGAACUGGGCUGCAGGUCACGGGACAGGAGUGGAAGACUGCAGUGAUACUGUGAGAGUUGGAGCAGUUCAGUCUGGAGGAGAUCAGCGCUGGGUCAGCCUUCCUCAAACUGACAAACUCAAUUUCAUCUGCACCAACCAUGAUGAGUGAUUGUGUGUCUUUGGGUGUGUUUGUUGGAGUCUGUGUGUCAGGGGAGGAGGUCAAAUCAUUUGUGUUUAAAUAUAUUUACUAAUAAAUAUAGUUAUAAAUUAUUUAUAUUUAUAAAUGAUCUCAUUCAUGUUUCAAAUCUAUUGUCUAUUUUUUCUUUUUUGUACAAAGACUGAAUCAAUUGUUGUCCUUCAUCUCUACCACUAUCAUAACUAACAUUUUAAGGAGUUUUGGGUUCCUUGCCACAGUCACCUUUAGCUUGCUUACUGGAGCCUAUAGACACAUAGUCUUUAAAGCAUGACUUUCACUGUAUUUUUCAAUGAAACUGCUCAAUAAGGACUUUACAGAUGAUUUUAUGUAAAGCUGCUUUGUAACAAUGUGCAUUUUGAAAAGCGCUAUACAAAUAAAAAUGACUUGACUAUUAUUAAUAUAUUAGGGCUGUUCGAUUCCAGAAAUUUUGAUUCACACUUAUCUUUUCGAUGCUUUAAAAAAGAAAAGAAAAAAAAAAGGAGGUUAAAUCUAAUAAUGAACAGCUAAUUACAAAGCAUUCUUUGCACUUUUUAAGAUAGCAUAAGUGACUUUUAUUUUUAAUAGGUCUGUUUUUAAAAAUAAAAAUGGGCCAAGAUGCAUGGGAUAGAAUUGAGGAAGGUUUGAGCAGUUGCAUCUGUAUUUCAAAGAACUACUGCAAAUAAUGUUUAAAACACAAUUUAACCUACAUAGAAAUUAUCACCACUUAUUAGUUGUUCUUUUUAUAAAAACGUUUAUAUUAGUAUGUAUCUGUCCACUACCUUUUGUACACUGAAUAAAAUGUCCAAAUAAUACACUUUUUAUUUAAAAAUCCAGGAUUUUGUACUGGUUUAUUUCAUCCCAUAUAAAAAUAUUUUUCAUAACGUGUAUUAUUAUUGAUUUUAUUUUUUUUAUUCGAUUUCGUGGAAUAACUUAAAUGUAUUUAAAACAUACUGUAAAAUGUUGAAAAUGAGAAGAGAAGCGUUAGACUCAAUUUUAUUAGUGAUCAUUUAAACUUUAUCCUACCGAUUUUUGAUGUGAACUUUGAAGCUUACUCACUGUUACUUGAUCCUCCUCUGUCACCUCCUCUGGUGUUGUAACAUCGGGAAGUUGCUAUUUUAUGCCAGUUUCCUUUCAAAAGUUUGCCUUUUUGAUUACACUUGAUUAUAACUUUAAUCCAAAGUAAAAUAUCAAGUCAAGGUGAUGAUAGUUUAGCUGCAGUCAUUUUACAAUCCUUUUGUAAACUGAAUCAGCACUUUUAAGGCUUCUGGAAUGUGUAGUAGUUCAUUGGCUGAGGAAAUAAACACAGUCCGGACAUAUCAGUAGAUUUCCCCGAGAGGAAUCAGGAGUCGAUUCCUAGGUUUCGAGUCGAUUCUUGAUUCACAACGCCUCGGAAUCGAUUCUUUCAUUUGCCCUAGUAUUCGUUCAUUUGUGUAUCAUUAGUGCAUUUGUUCAUUCAUUUCUAUUCGCUUGUGUGUUUGCAUUAUGUGUAGGUUUGGAGAGAAUGUGAACAUUAUCAAUGAAGCCUUUUUGUGCAGAAAAAUAAUUAUGAAGAAGAAUCCAGCAGAAUACAGAUUUCUGUAUUGAUGGAGACUUACUUUUCUCCCAGUUUUCUAUUCAUUUUUCUUGUAUAUAUAUUUCAAUACAGGGUAUUUUGUGUCUUGAGCAUGUUUGAAAUGUGUGUUAAUAAAUAUCUU
Messenger RNA from Myxocyprinus asiaticus (Chinese sucker), 2945 nucleotides. RefSeq names its product macrophage mannose receptor 1-like. NCBI's taxonomy places the organism in Eukaryota, Metazoa, Chordata, Actinopteri, Cypriniformes, Catostomidae. The record is from RefSeq and is a predicted model, not a curated record. The transcript has 5 exons. The coding region runs from base 112 to 1245 and encodes 377 amino acids.